Molecule: messenger RNA, 1666 nt
Organism: Vigna radiata var. radiata (mung bean)
Lineage: Eukaryota; Viridiplantae; Streptophyta; Magnoliopsida; Fabales; Fabaceae
Product: jmjC domain-containing protein 7
Exons: 4
Coding region: 181-1218 (345 amino acids)
Molecular function (GO): 2-oxoglutarate-dependent dioxygenase activity
Source: RefSeq, a predicted model, not a curated record
AUGGCCCUGUUUUAUACUGGUUGUUUAACUUUUCCAGAACGUAGGGAAACGAAUCAUAAAUUUCAUAUGUCGACCAAAAACUAUGUACCUGCUUCCAUUUUCGUUUCACGUUAUCAUAAACCCCACAUUACGUAUAAAACGCUCUAGAACCUUGUUCCUGAGAAAGUGAUAGUUAGAAAGAUGAAGGAGAUAGAGGAACUGUGGAGGGAAGUGAGGGAUUUGAGCUUGGGAAACAGUGGAAGAGUAGAGAGACUAGAGUUUCCACCUAACCCAGUUGAGUUCCUGAGAGACUUCAUCACCCCAAACAAACCAUGCAUAAUCUCCAACGCCAUCUCUCACUGGCCCGCACUCUCUUCCUGGCCCAACCACUCCUACCUCUCCCAAACCCUCUCCGCCGCCACCAUCUCCCUCCACCUCACCCCCACCGGCGCCGCCGACGCCCUCUCCCCUCUCCACUCCUCCCUCUGCUUCGCCUCCGCGCACGUGCAGCACGUGCCCUUCCCCGAAGCCCUUAGCCUCAUCUCCAAUUCCGAACCCCACAAGCUUGUGGCUUACGCGCAGCAACAAAACGAUUGCUUUCGCUCUGAGUAUUCGUCUCUCGCCGCUGACUGUGACCCCCACCUCGGUUGGGCCACCGAAGCUAUUGGCUCUGAGCCCGAAGCUGUGAAUCUUUGGAUUGGUAACCAACAUUCCCAAACCUCGUUCCACAAGGAUCAUUACGAGAAUCUCUACGCUGUUGUCACUGGGGAGAAGCACUUCAUCUUGCUGCCACCCACUGAUGUUCAUCGCUUGUACAUUCAACAGUACCCUGCUGCCACUUACACAUAUUCUUCGGACACAGGAGAGUUCGAUUUGGAGCUUGAGAGGCCAACAAGGUAUGUGCCUUGGUGCAGUGUGGAUCCUUAUCCUUCUGAGGAGACCGUGGAUGAUGAGAUGGCCAAAUUUCCUCUGUACUUCAAUGGCCCUCGGCCUUUUGAAUGUACUGUGAAGGCCGGGGAGGUUCUCUAUUUGCCUAGCAUGUGGUUCCAUCAUGUUAGACAGAGUGCGGAGGAUGGAGGAUUGACAAUUGCAGUUAAUUAUUGGUACGAUAUGCAGUUCGAUAUUAAGUAUGCUUAUUUCAACUUCUUACAAUCUAUUCAAUUUCGAUCUACUCCAAGUCCAUUGCUAAAGGAUAAAUUGGCUGAGAUAGAUUCAGAUCCUGACGAAUAUGAAUCUUGAUGAAUUCUCAUUUCUCAGCCAGCCAUAUUUAAUGAAUUGAAUUCAAGUGAAUGCUGAAGACCAAAAGUAAAUGGUACUUCAUCAAACUCCUUCAGGAAACAGUGUGAGAAAACAUUAUUUCUCAAACCGUGCAGCUACUUGUUCGACGGUGACAUAACUUUGCCCAGUGCCAACACAAUUUUGUCCUUCAUUUCUAACACACGAUGCCCAUUUUCCCCAUUACCAUGUUCUUUUCAGCCUUAUUGCUGGGCUUGUCUUGUUGAGCAAAUUGUCCCAAGACAGGUUGUGUUGUGUCUAGUACCACAAACAACCCAUUGUUUCAUACAUUUGUGUUCUGCAAUAUCCAUAAACUGUUUAGCAUUUGUUCUCAAGAUAAAUUAUGGAUGUUUCUGUUAGGAAAAAAAUGUCUGUAUUACUGAAGUGAGGAAAUUAUUAUAUUUUUGUUUCA